Molecule: messenger RNA, 1169 nt
Organism: Microdochium trichocladiopsis
Lineage: Eukaryota; Fungi; Ascomycota; Sordariomycetes; Xylariales; Microdochiaceae
Product: gentisate 1,2-dioxygenase
Exons: 2
Coding region: 136-1053 (305 amino acids)
Molecular function (GO): dioxygenase activity
Source: RefSeq, a predicted model, not a curated record
GCAGCAACCACACCGCCGGCGGCACCCGCGCCGCUGCCUUCCAAGCAGCCCGCCAGCGGCCCGGAGAGCAUCCAGACCCAGUCAGACCUCCUCAAGUCCCUCGACACCGUCAACGUGUCCCCGCUCUGGGCGCAGAUGGCGCGCCUCAACCCGGCCCUGCCCAACCCCAGCACCGUGCCCUUCCUGUGGUCCUACUCAGCCAUCCGACCGUACCUAGUCCACGCGGGGAACCUCGUGCGCGAGGAGCAGGCCGAGCGCCGCGUCCUCAUGCUCGUCAACCCGGGCAGGAACGCGGCGCCGUACACCACCGACACGCUCUACGCGGGGCUGCAGCUCGUCAUGCCGCGCGAGACGGCCCCCGCGCACAGGCACUCGGCCUUUGCGGUGCGCUUCAUCAUCGAGGGCCAGGGCGGGUUCACCGCCGUGCACGGCCGCCGGGUCGCCAUGAAGCCCCGCGACGUGCUCGUCACGCCGCCGUGGAACUGGCACGACCACGGCAAGAAAGGCGCCGGCGAGCAAGGCGGGGACGACGAGCCCGUCAUCUGGCUCGACGGGCUGGACCUGCCCGAGUUUGUGCAUUUCCCCGUGCACUUCAACGUGCACUACGACCAGGCGCGGUAUCCGGCCGAGGAUGUGGGCGUGGACGACUCGCCCAUUGUGUUUCCGUGGGAGCAGGUGGAGGAGAGGCUUGCCGCGGAGCCCGGGCCGUGGGCGGCGGUGCCGUAUCUGCGCAAGAAUGGUGCCGAGAUCGGUCGCACAAUCGGCGCGCUUGCAGAGCGUCUCGACGCCAACGCUUCCUCGCCCGCCAUCCAAGAGACGGCCUCGUCCGUGUACCACAUCAUCGAGGGCACUGGGCACUCCGUCAUCGGCGAGACGACCCUGCACUGGAAGAAGGGCGACACGUUUGCCGUGCCUGCAUGGCACAAGUACCAGCAUUUUGCAGGUGGCGAGCAGGUAUACCUGUACCGCUUUCACGACAAGCCGAUGCUCAAGGCGUUGGGGUUCUACCGGGUGGAGGGAGCGGAUGUUGAGAGUUUUGCGGAUGUGUGGUAGGGAUUGUGGCUGCAACAACGGUGCAGACAGAUAGCGAGACGUAUGCAAUUGGAAGUCGAUAUGGCUGGCUAUGGCUGGUGGUGACCUCAAGGCGCUUUUAAUUGUCAAUUCCGGCU